Messenger RNA from Drosophila hydei, 5350 nucleotides. RefSeq lists its product as uncharacterized. The transcript has 13 exons. NCBI's taxonomy places the organism in Eukaryota, Metazoa, Arthropoda, Insecta, Diptera, Drosophilidae. The record is from RefSeq and is a predicted model, not a curated record. Bases 35 to 5326 code for a protein of 1763 amino acids.
GGGUUUCCCCUUAUAAGCUUAAAGCUUUGGCUCCAUGCAGUUAGUUUACGCCAAGCGCGUAAUGGCAACAGGCAGCACUGAAUCUUCGCCCGUGGUGCGAACCACUCAUGGCCAGGUGCGUGGAGCGCUGCUAACAACGCUCUACGAUGAGCCCUACUACAGCUUCGAUGGCAUACCCUACGCGCAACCACCAUUGGGAGAGCUGCGCUUCAGAGAGCCACAGGAUGUGAAGCCCUGGCAAGGCAUUCGUGACUGCACCGAGACGAAAGAUAAGUGCCUGCAAGUGAGCAGCCUAACACAGCAGGUUGAGGGUAGCGAGGACUGUCUGUACCUCAACAUAGCCGUCAAAAGUUUAAGUAGUGAGAAGCCUUUACCUGUGAUGGUAUAUGUGCAUGGAGGUGGUUUUAAGAACGGAGAUCCGACUAGACACGGCUUUGGACCAGACUAUCUGAUGCGCGAGCAGGUGAUUUACAUAAGCAUUUGCUAUCGCCUGGGUCCAUUUGGUUUUUUGAGCUUUGCUGAUCCGUCGUUGGGCAUACCCGGUAAUGCAGGACUAAAAGAUAUUGUGCUAGCUCUCAAGUGGAUUAGGGCAAAUGUUGGAAGCUUCAAUGGCGAUGCGAACAACAUAACGCUCUUCGGCCACAGUUCGGGCAGUUGUAUGGUGCAUCUGCUGAUGGUGAGUCCCCAAGCAGAGGGACUCUUCGACAAGGUGAUAAUGAUGGCUGGCUAUCAUCCCGAGACGAGUAAUUGGCCUAACGUGGAGUACCAAAUGGCUCAGCAUCUGGGCUAUCAGGGCGAGAACAACGAUAUUGAAGUAUUCAAUUACAUAAAUGCCGCAGAUCCCAAGCUGUUAGUCCUCCCAGACUAUCGGCCCUUAUAUGAGCGCUUGCAGAGCACAGGCUAUCCCUUAUAUUUACCACGUGUAGAGCCCUAUUCCACGCCCACUGCCGUGCUACUGGCUGAACCACGAGUGCUGCAGCGCAGUGCGUGGAGCAAUCGUCUGCCCCUCAUGCUAGGCUGCACCAGCAAUGAGGGUCUGUUCAGUCCUAUGAUGAAUAUGAAGACGGAUCCGAAAAUAUUGAAAGCAUGCAAGGAUCGUCCGGAAUUCGUGUUGCCGUAUUCCCUACUUCGGCACUGUGAGCCAACCACUUGUCGUCACGAGGGACAGAACCUCUUGAAGAAAUUCUGUGGUGUGCACAGCACGUAUUUGACCGAGGAACAUCAGCCAGCGAUUGCUGAACUUUUCACACACAACCUGUUGCACUACCAACAGCGCAUGCUCAAGGCUCGACUGGCAUAUAGCCAGGCUGACAACUAUCUCUAUCGUUUCGACUUUGAUUCACCUGAUUUCAAUUUCUAUCGGAUUCGCUAUCAAGGGCCAGAUGUUCGAGGCGUUCAGCAUGCUGAUGAGCUGUGCUAUCUGUUCAAGCUGCCCGCCACGUUCAAGCUAGAGAAGUCUCGACCGGAGUACACGGCCAUCUGCCGCUUUGUAGCCAUGUUUACUGAGUUUGCCCGCAGCUCCAAUCCAAAUGGACAUCUCACCAAGUCGCUGGUGGACUGGCAGCCAGUAACAAAAGAAGAGCCCACAAUGUGCCUGAAUAUCAAUGAGGAACUCACGUUCAUUGCACAACCAGAGCGCUGGAAAUUGAGGUUCUAUGAGCAGCUGUACAGACAUUUUGAAAGGGAUCUAAUUUUGGAGACCUGUGAAAUAUCGUUGCCCGUGGGCCAAGUCCGAGGCGUUAAGCGUCGCAGCCUUUACGAUAAUGAUUACUAUAGCUUCGAGCGUUUGCCCUUUGGCCAGCCGCCACUGGGCGACCUGCGCUUUAAGGCACCCCUGCCAGCUAAACCCUGGUCAGGUGUGCUGGACUGCACCCACUUUGCCGAUAAGCCCGUGCAGAAGGGCUUGCUAACAGGCGUCAUCGAGGGUAGCGAAGAUUGUCUCUAUCUGAAUGUGUACGCCAAACAGCUGAAGAGCGAAAAACCCUUGCCUGUUAUGGUCUAUAUAUAUGGAGGUGCUUUCUCCAUAGGCGAGGCCACCCGCAACCUUUACUCGCCCGAUUAUUUUAUGGCUAAAGAUGUGAUUCUUGUAACGCUCAACUAUCGUGUUGAUUGUCUAGGUUUCCUUAGUCUGAAAGACCCUAGCUUAGAGGUACCUGGCAAUGCUGGACUCAAAGAUCAGGUUUUAGCUCUCAAAUGGGUCAAUCAAUAUAUUUCCUAUUUCAAUGGCGAUGUUAAAAACAUAACGGUCUUUGGCGAAAGUGCCGGGGGCUGCUCCACCCACUAUAUGAUGUGUACGGAGCAGACGCGAGGGCUCUUCCAUAAGGCUAUUCCCAUGUCGGGCACCUUACACAACUACUGGUCCAAUACGUCGCCCUUCGACUUCGCUUUUCGUCUGGCCAAGCUUCAUGGCUAUGAGGGCGAAAACAAUGAUCGCCAGGUGCUGGAGCAUUUACGUAGUGUGCCGGCACAUCAGCUGGUUAACCACAGCCUACUCACCCCUGAGGAUCGACGCAAUGGACUGAUUUAUGCCUUUGGGCCCACUGUGGAGCCGUACGUGAUGGCGGACUGUGUGGCAUCCAAGUCACAGGUAGAGAUGGCGAGGAACGCAUGGAGCAAUAAACUACCUGUCAUGCUGGGCGGUGUCUCUUUCGAAGGACUUUUCAUGUAUCCUGCACUGAAGGCCAAUCCACAGAGCAUGGAUAGCUUGCCGAAGGAUCUUUUGCGAUUGACGCCACAUGAAGUGCGUGUGCUCAAUACGGAGCAACAGAACCUGGAGUCCAGCAAAAAGAUGAUGAAAUUGUACUUUGGUGAUGACACGCCUAGCUCCAAGCUCAUUAUGAACUUCUUGGACUACUACUCCUAUAGGAUCUUCUGGCACGGCUUUCAUCGCACUUUGCAAGCUCGUCUGGCGUAUGCCACAGCUCCCACUUAUUUCUAUCGCUUUGAUUUUGAUUCACCUGAUUUCAACUUCUACCGUAAGAAGUUCUGUGGCGAUGACCUUAAGAAGGGAGUUGCCCAUGCCGACGAGUUGAGUUAUUUGUUCCGCAACGCGGAUUCGUGGAAGCUGGAUAAGUGCUCUGGUGAAUAUCGCACCAUUCAACGUCUGGUGGACAUUUGGACGUCUUUUGCAAUUACCUCCAAUCCCAACUGCGCCGAGACUGCGCAUCUCGAUUGGCAGCCUGCUAAGCAGCAACAGCCACAGCGCGUGCUCAACAUUGGCAACGAGGUGGAGCUCAUUGAUCUGCCUGAGUACGAAAAGCUGCUCGUCUGGGAUAGUCUAUAUAAAAAGGAGCAAGAGAAGAGACCCUCAAACGAGGUGCCACCAAUGAUCACAGGCAGCUCAUUGCCCCACGCCUCGGACAGCGUUUCCACUGGUGGUCGCGAGAUAACACAACUUUCGCUAACACCUCGCGUUUGCUCUGUUGUCAUCAUAAUCUGCGUGGAAGCAGCGCCUGCGCUCAUGCCCAUCAGCGUUACGUUGUUCGGAUCGCCGUUGAAGUACGCGAUGUUAUCGUGCACCCAGCGAAUGGCCAUUACCUGGUCCUUAAGGCCAGCGUUGCCGGGCACAUCCAAAUCUCGAUCGGGUAGACUGAGAAAACCUGUAGAUAUGUUGAAAUUUGGAAGGCUGGGAAAGUUCAGACCUUUGCUCGGCGCCAACAAGUUAAACUUCUCUCAAAAAACUAACCUCGAGACGAAGGUUGUGGAGCUGCCAGUGGGCAGUGUUAAGGGCAAGCAUCAGGUUGGCAUCACUGGACAUGAGUUUUAUAGUUUCGAAGGCAUACCCUUUGGCAAGCCGCCUGUUGGGAAGCUUCGGUUUUGCCCAUCCCAGCCGGCAGAGCCUUGGCUUGGCAAGGUUCUUGAUUGCCUGAAGGAGCGUAGUUUGCCCGUCCAACAGGGGGACGCUGAACGGGAUAGAAGCGCUACAAUAGGCGACGAGGACUGCUUAUACUUGAACGUGUACUGCAAACAUUUUAACAUGUCUAAGCCGCUGCCCGUGUUGGUCUUUAUACAUGGGGGUGGCUUUAAAACAGGGGGUGCUACAAGAACCAAGUAUGGACCAGACUAUCUGAUGCGAGAGGAUAUCGUCUAUGUGAUAUUCAGCUACCGGCUGUGCUCGUUGGGCUUUCUUAACCUGACUGACGCCGAACUGGGUGUGCCUGGCAAUGCGGGCUUGCAUGAUCAGCUGCUGGCACUGCGCUGGACCAAGCAGUACAUCUCGCACUUUAAUGGGGAUCCGGAAAAUAUAACCUUAAUGGGCAACAGUGCAGGAGCUGCCUCGGUGCACUUUAUGAUGUGUCUGCCACAGGCGUGCGGUCUCUUCCACCGUGCCAUUAUGAUGUCCGGCACUAUGACCUGUCCCUGGACUCAGGUGCCGAAUGCGAACACCAUGUGCUUUCGUUUGGCUUGUGCCAAGGGCUAUAAAGGUGACAUGUGUGAGGCGCCUGUCUUGGAGUUCCUCCGCUCGCUGUCCCAUGAGGAACUAGUGCAGCAUGAGCUAUUCGGCUCAAAAAAUUUUCUAUUUGGACAUCUUUUUCCAUUUGUGCCCUCAUUAGAGAGCCAUAAGGGUAGCGAAGGGUUGCUCAACCGUCCAUUUUUGACAAUGAUGCGGAACGCUUGGUCUAAGGACGUGCCCGUGCUAAUGGGUUGCACAUCUUUCGAAGGUCUUAUCAUGUAUCCCUACUGCAAGCUCAAGAAUGGUUACAUCCUAAAUCUCCUCAAGGCCGAACCUACGCGAGUGCUACCUUAUGAUGUGUACGAGAGGCUCUCGAUGCCCGAUAAGGUUGAGCGAGCUACGCAGCUGUUAAACUAUCAUUUUGGACCCAGACCAAUUCAUGCCAACAAUAUAGUGCAACUUUUGGAUCUAUUCAGUUAUAAGCUCUUCUGGCAUGGAAUACAUCGCGUUGUGCUCUCCCGUUUGGCUUUUGCGCAGGCUCCCACCUAUCUUUACAGAUUCGAUUUCGAUUCGAGCAAGCACAAUUUAUGCAGAAUCAAUUUGUGCGGAGAUGAUAUUAGACGUGGUGUGUGCCAUGCCGAUGAGCUAGGCUAUAUAUUUCCCAGGAAGCUUAUAUCAAAAAAUCAAUAUAACGAAGCUGAGUGCACUACUAUCAACCGAAUGGUGGGAAUUUUGACGUCAUUCGCUAAAACAGGAAAUCCAAACUGUAUUGACACUGAGCCAGAAGAAUGGAAGCCCGUGACCGAAAACACAAAAUUUCACGUCAUGAAUAUCAGUUACAAAUUAACGUUCGACAGGCAGAUGGAGGAAGACGGCAUUGAAGUAUGGAAUAAGAUUUACGAUAAUGACAAGUGCCUGCUUUACGAUGGUUAGAAAUUAUUUUAAAUCUAAAAUUGU